Microtus oregoni (creeping vole) is the source of this 6554-nucleotide messenger RNA. It is a transcript of the gene Ttll7, whose product is annotated as tubulin tyrosine ligase like 7. The coding region runs from base 583 to 3258 and encodes 891 amino acids. Lineage: Eukaryota; Metazoa; Chordata; Mammalia; Rodentia; Cricetidae. Gene Ontology annotation, biological process: protein polyglutamylation; microtubule cytoskeleton organization. The transcript is spliced from 21 exons. Gene Ontology annotation, cellular component: cilium. The record is from RefSeq and is a predicted model, not a curated record. Gene Ontology annotation, molecular function: tubulin-glutamic acid ligase activity; tubulin binding.
UCUGAACACCUGGCGGAGAAGCUGCUGGUCUGACCGACCCCCAGCUCUCCGGAAACUCAGGGGGCGGAGGUUCCGCCUACUCCUUGGUCCUUCCCGCCCAUCGCUGACCCUCGUGGAGUCCCGGUGCCGGAGCCUCCUUGCAUGACGUGCACCCCUGGGCGCAGCAGGCAAAUGGUCUGGCCCGUUGGUAGCCGCCACCCCUUGGGCACGACAGCUGCUCCAGCUGCUCUUGGUCGGGUCGAGCUUCUGAGCUCUGAGCCGUGGCUGCCCUGGGCGGUGGGCGAGCUGAGGGGAUCCCAGGGCCACCUGUGUGUGCCCGACAGGGAGCCACCAGCCGCCGGCGGGGAGUGGGGACCACCAAGGGACCGGCCACAGGAGCCACCCGGCGAGGUGCCAAAGCUGUAGCUUCCUAGCCCAAAACUUUGUGUCGUGAAAUCUGAGACUUUGACCCAGAUAAUAUGAUAGGAACUUCCUGUGAUUUGGGGCCAUAUCCUACUUAGAUGAACGUGGGACUUCCAGAUUUACUGAGAGCUUGUUACUGUGCGCCUGUUUCUUGCUCUUGCUCAUUUGGCAUAGGUGACCAUGCCGUCUCUGCCUCAUGAAGGGGCUAUUCCAGGAUCCUCGCCCCUGGAUCUGAGUACAGAGCUGCCUUAUCAAUGUACCAUGAAAAGGAAAGUCAGAAAAAAGAAAAAGAAGGGCGUCAUUACAGCGAAUGUUGCUGGGACAAAGUUUGAAAUUGUUCGUUUAGUAAUAGAUGAAAUGGGAUUUAUAAAGACUCCAGAUGAAGAUGAAACGAGUAACCUUAUAUGGUGUGAUGCUGCUGUUCAGCAGGAGAAGAUCACAGAAUUGCAGAACUAUCAGAGGAUCAACCAUUUUCCAGGAAUGGGGGAGAUCUGUAGGAAGGAUUUCUUAGCAAGAAAUAUGACCAAAAUGAUCAAGUCUCGGCCUCAGGAUUAUACUUUUGUUCCUCGAACGUGGAUUUUCCCUUCUGAAUAUACUCAAUUCCAGAACUAUGUGAAAGAACUGAAGAAAAAAAGGAAGCAGAAAACUUUUAUAGUAAAACCAGCUAAUGGUGCAAUGGGUCAUGGGAUUUCAUUGAUAAGAAAUGGGGAUAAAAUUCCAUCUCAGGAUCAUUUGAUAGUUCAAGAAUACAUUGAAAAGCCUUUCCUAAUGGAAGGCUACAAGUUUGAUUUACGGAUUUAUAUUUUGGUUACAUCCUGUGAUCCAUUAAAGAUAUUUCUCUACCAUGAUGGGCUUGUGCGAAUGGGGACAGAGAAGUACAUCCCACCAAAUGAGUCCAACUUGACCCAGCUGUACAUGCAUCUGACCAACUACUCCGUAAACAAGCACAACGAGCGGUUUGAACGCAAUGAAACCGAAGACAAAGGCAGCAAACGUUCAAUCAAGUGGUUUACAGAAUUCCUACAAGCCAAUCAGCACGAUGUUUCUAAGUUCUGGAGUGAUAUUUCAGAGUUGGUGGUAAAGACACUGAUCGUAGCAGAGCCUCACGUCCUGCAUGCGUAUCGGAUGUGCAGACCUGGUCAGCCCCCAGGAAGUCAAAGCGUCUGCUUCGAAGUCCUAGGGUUCGACAUCUUGUUGGACAGAAAGUUAAAGCCAUGGCUUCUGGAGAUUAAUCGAGCCCCAAGCUUUGGAACUGAUCAGAAAAUAGAUUAUGAUGUGAAAAGGGGAGUUCUGCUAAAUGCGCUGAAGCUACUGAACAUCAGGACCAGUGAUAAAAGGAAAAACAUGGCCAAACAAAAAGCCGAGGCUCAAAAGAGGCUGUACGGUCAGAAUUCAAUCAGAAGGCUUUCCCCGGGCUCCUCCGACUGGGAACAGCAGAGGCAUCAGCUGGAGAGGCGGAAAGAAGAGUUGAAAGAGAGACUUGUUCAAGUACGAAAGCAGGUCUCGCGAGAAGAACAUGAAAACCGACAUAUGGGGAAUUACAGGAGAAUUUAUCCUCCUGAAGAUAAAACACUGCUCGAAAAGUAUGAAAGUUUGCUGGCUGUUGCCUUCCAGACCUUCCUGUCAGGACGAGCAGCUUCGUUCCAGCGAGAACUGAACAAUCCUCUGAAAAAGAUGAGGGAGGAAGAUAUUUUGGAUCUCCUGGAACAAUGUGAAAUUGAUGAUGAAAAGCUGAUGGGAAAAACUGCCAGAAUCCGAGGACCAAAGCCCCUGUGUUGCAUGCCAGAAUGCGCGGAGGUGAUGAAGAAACAGAAGUCUUACUACAGCAGCGAGAGCAGCUAUGACAGCAGCAGCAGCAGCAGCAGCAGUUCAGAACUGGAUGAGAAUGAAAAGGAACUGUGCCAGAAGAGACGAGAACAAGCCCCGUAUAACCUUAAACACACCAGUCACUGCAAACUAAUUCAACAAUCCAAUUCCAUGAGGCGUUCCGUCAGCUGCCCUCGGUCCAUCUCUGCUCUCUUACCUUCCAACGGGGAUGUGCGCCCCUUUUCUUCUCAACAAGUGAUACCGUUAGCACGACCAACUUCAGCCUCUCGGUCACAUUCCUUAAACCGUGCUUCUUCCUACACGAGACACCUGCCUAACAGUACCGAUACCAGCUCUUCCAACUCCCACUCUCUGGUGAAUGAGUCUUUGCGGCAAUUGAAAACAAAAGAACAGGAGGACAACCUCACAAGCCAGACCUUGUUUGUGCUGAAGGACAUGAGGAUCCGCUUUCCAGGGAAGUCGGAUGCAGAGUCUGAGCUGAUGAUAGAAGAUAUCAUGGAUAAUUGGAAACAUUAUAAAACAAAAGUGGCUUCAUAUUGGCUCAUAAAAUUGGACUCCGUAAAACAACGAAAAGUUUUGGACAUAGUAAAAUCAAGUAUCCGCACAGUUCUUCCAAGAAUCUGGAGGGUCCCGGAUGCUGAAGAACUGAGUUUAUACCGGAUUUUCAACCGGGUGUUUAACCGCCUCCUUUGGAGUCAUGGCCAAGGACUGUGGAGCUGUUUCUGUGACUCAGGGACCUCUUGGGAGAGCAUCUUCAGUAAGAGCCCGGAGGUGGUGAGUCCUCUGCAGCUCCAGUGUUGCCAGCGCUUGGUGGAGCUUUGUAAGCAGUGUCUGCUGGUGGUUUACAAAUACACCAAUGAAACGCGAGGGCCCAUCUCAGGCAUCGGCCCUGACUGGGGUAACUCCAGGUAUUUGCUGCCAGGAAGUACCCAGUUCCUCAUGAGAUCAUCACUAUACAACAUGAAAUAUAAUUCGCCCGGAAUGACUCGCUCCAAUGUUUUGUUUACAUCCCGAUAUGGCCAUUUGUGAGACUGAAUGCUGGAGUAUUGUCAUGGGCUAUACAUAAUAGCAAUUCAUUUAUUUUGUCUAGUUGAACCUUGAGGAAGUGACCCUUAUGUGCCGUUUUAUGUAUAUAUGUCAUAUAAGUGUGUGGAAUACAUACACACAUGCACUCAAGUAACAUAUAAAUAUAUAUAUUUAUUUAUUAUAUGUAAGAAGAAUUAGCAGAAAACUGAAUAUAAGACUUAACCUUUCUGGAAAUAUAAUAAACCAUGUUAAAGUUGUUUACACAAAUAUGCAAAUGUGUAGAAAUUGCUAGGUUUACAAUUAAUUACUUCCUACUAGAAAUGUUAUUUUUGCUGCAGAGUAUAUAAAGCAGAAUUGAUCUUGAAGAUCCCCUUACAGUGUUAAAUUAUUUUCUAGAUAACACAGCUUAGAGUUCAGAAAGCACCGAGCAUAUCUUAUCACUGACUUCUCUCGCUUCUAGCAACUGUUUAACAGUGAAACACAAGCGAUGCAGAAGCCUGGGGUUGGCUUGAUGAUAGGAUUAGGAUGAAACGGGUUUAUGGUUACUGUAGCACACUGUAAAGUCCUAGAACAAAAUCCUCGCCUGACUCCCCAACAUUUUAUCCUCCUAUGUGGAAACAUAGCUACUUGUUCUCAUGUAUACUUUCAGGAAAGAUCUGAUGAGGUCAUAGUGUGAUCUAAAGGGGAGACAGUCCAGUGGCUUCCGAAUACAAUGCAAACUUGCUUUGACUUUCCAUGAGAGUCACACAAGGAGACAAGAUGGUGGCAGUCAUAGGGCUUGGCUGUGGGACUUUUGUGACACAUAGCACUCACAUUUCUCUGGAAAAUAUAUCAUGGAUGGGUUUAAGUCUCUCAGUGUUGAGACCAAUAUACCUUGCAAAGUGUCUAAUGACAGUGAUGUCUCAUUUCACCUCAGAAAAUAAUCUGAAGGCUCUGAAGAGAAGCCUACACGGAACACAUGUCACUACCCACUGAUGUGCCAUGGAGCCAGUCUUUAAUUCAACUUCAGUGUGGCAUUGUCUUUCUGUCCAGGCACUGUGCAUGUGUUCCCGAGCAGCAUACUCCCAUGCUCCCUUUUCUUGCUCACAGUUUCAAAGCCAAUGUGUUGCUUUCAGUUUCCACAGACAACACAGUCAUGGAUUUUUUAACUCAGGAAGUAUAAUAUUUGCUCAAACUUCCCUCCAAAGGUUUUACUCACAGAUGCUAAGUAUUUGCAAAACUCAAGAUUGUUUACCAUCUUUUCAUAUCUUAGAAUAUAUUUCCAGUAAAUGAAGAAAUAACUCCACGGCGGCAGCAGUCAGAGCCCAUUUGUCCCAGGCUCAUUCAAAGGUGGAUCGUUGGUGACCCAAGUUGUAAGGUAUAUGUAUUUUACUUUUAAAACCACCUUUGGAGAAUAUAUUUUUUACUGCAAUAUUCAUUAUUUUACACAAAUUAAUGGUAGCCAUUUUACUUCUUUAUGGCUGCUCACCCACACACAUUCCAUCAGAGAUUUUUCCGAGUACAACCCACAUAGUUUUUUCUUGUGUUUUCAAAGGAGACUAAAGCAUCCAAAUGAAGAAAAUGAAUGUGGAACUUAGGAGUUCAUAUUGUGAAUUAUUCAAUAAGGUACAGAGUAAUUAAAAUAAGUGAUACAAAUAUUAGAACAUUACAGAAUCUUUAUGGAAUAAUCAGCAGUCAGUCCUUUUAAUGGUUUAUUUAUAGUCAUUUUUGUUUUCAAUUCAUGUUUAAAAAUCAUGGAAAAAUAAAAGAACAUAGAAGUUAUGGAUAUAUGUUUUAAAGUAAUUGGUAAGUGAUACCAACCCAAUUUGUUGUUCAUUCACUUUGUGUAUAUUAAAUCACAAAUAAUUAUUUGAUGAGAUAGAGUAUAUGCUUUGAAACUUUUAUUUCAUUCAAGAAAGGAAUUUUUGUUUAAAACCAAAAAAAAAAAAAUUGGGGCUUUGCCACAGUAGGUAUUCUCACUCUAGAAACGCACACACAUUAAAAAACAAGCGUACAUUUAAAUACAUAAAACUGCCAAGUAUUUGGUGAGCAAACAUCAUUCCUUUAGCUACUCAAGCAAGGCCUUGUUCUGAGAACUAGAAUUUCAUUGCCUACAUUUUUCUGUCUCAACUGGUUGGCUACGAUGAAGUCGUGCAGAAAGCCAUGUGCUCAUUAUUUAUGUGCAUUACCUGGUGUGCUGUGGGCUGUGGUUGUCAUAGCACCGUUCCCUAAUGAGCAGCUAUGAGAAGACAUGAUAAUGAGCCAUGGAAGUCUCAGGAGGCCAUAGAUGGGUUUUAGAGGUAUAAAUUAUUCCUUAGUUUUUGUUAUCAAUUUCUUAUGCAGAUGGUUAAAACAUAUCUACCUAAAAGACAGUAUGAAUUUCUCUUUCACAAGAGAGAAAGAAAACUUCAGAAACUACUUGAUCUCAUCAGGGUUUUGUUGUUGUUGUUCAGAUGGAUUUUGGUUUACUUACCAGGGUAGGGGAUAGGUAUAGACAGGUUGCCCUAGUAGUUUGGAUCAGCUCAAGGUUGGAAUGCUUCCCCAAACUGUAAUAUAUGAAUUUUUUCCAAACUAAGUAGUAGCUUGUUUAUGUUAUCACCUACAAAUAAAAUCCAAAGUCACAGUUUAGUUUUCCCUAAGUAAACCAGCCUUGUGGGUUUGAAUCUAUUAAAAGACCCUGCUGCAAUUCAUUUUACUUUGCAUGAAUUUUAUUUUGUUUGAUUUCAUUUAUCUUCAACAUAUGAACAUAAAGUUUUAUAUGGAGCACAGAGUGAAGCAACUCUGCUGUCUGUAAGGAUUUUCCUGAAUUAGAUCAAAUCCCCUAAAGUUUCCUUGACUCCUUAUCUCUAAAGUUCAAACCAAACCCACACUCCUUUCUUUUAACUAAUAUUUAUGCAUGCACAGGAAAUAAGUGUCUCCUAGACUUUGAAAAAAAUGAUUAUAUUCAAAUUAUCUCUUUAGCCUGGAAAAUAGAUGAGUAUGGGAUUAUGCUGAUUUGAAGCUUCAGUUGUUUGAGUAUAAACCCAAUGCUUUCUUCUUUAACAUGUCAGUGUCAUUUAUGUAAACAUUAUCUUCAUAUUUAAACAUAUGCAAUAGCACUGUUCAAAAUACCAAAAAGAUAGCUGCAUAUAUGUCAUUGUUUAAUCUUCUGUAAAGCACUGAUUCCUUCUUAAAUAUAUAUUAUUUAAAAGGUAGUAAAUACCUCAAGAGUGAUAGAAAAAUCCCUUCCUUUCCUAUUUAGCAUUGCUAAUUUGAAUUCGGGAUCUCAUGUACUUGUUCUAAGCAUUAACCAACAAUAAAAGUAUAACUGUACAAUUGUA